Molecule: messenger RNA, 2469 nt
Organism: Gambusia affinis (western mosquitofish)
Lineage: Eukaryota; Metazoa; Chordata; Actinopteri; Cyprinodontiformes; Poeciliidae
Exons: 7
Coding region: 179-2218 (679 amino acids)
Source: RefSeq, a predicted model, not a curated record
GAGGAUCAGUGUUCAUAAAUUCACCUCCAACUUAACCUGCUUUGCUUAUUUAAGACUUUGAAAACAGCAGAAUCUUCCUCUGAUUGUCCAAUCAGCAGCUUCCUCUGAUUAUCCAAUCAGCAGCUUCCUCUGAUUGUCCAAUCAGCAGCCUCCUCUUCUCUGUGGGCUGCAGGGGCUGAUGGGAGUUUUGGUUCCUCUGCUAGAAACCAGGUGGCCCUGGUCUGAUCUCACAGCUCGUCCUUGUUUGGCCUCAGCUGCAUCAGAGCGCCACUUCUCCCCAGGUUCACCAGAGGAAACACCACUGCACACAAUGCUUUUCCUCCCAGCUGCUGCUCUGUGCUGGCUGGGUUCAGCGCUGGCUGCCAUGGCAACACAGCUGGUUCAGGACGGUUUAAGUCUGACCAGCAGAACCGGGCAGAGCGUCUCCUUCAGCUGUGGAGGAACGGAUCAGUGUGGUGGAAAUGUUGUAGUCUGGUACCAGAAGAAAAAAUCAGAAACAUACAAACCUAUUCUCUAUAUCACCAGUGGUGGUAGCCCAUCAAAACAUUUCAAUCAUCCUCAACAAGAUGAUUUCUCAGCUGAGAGAAAUGAGAACAGCUGUAAACUGCAGAUCAACAAAGUUAAACUGGAUCAUUCAGCCUCCUAUUACUGCGGCUGUUAUUCUGGUUCCCACAAGAACGGGUCGGUGGGGGGAACGGGUCGGUGGGGAACAGAGAACGGGUCGGUGGGGAACAGAGAACGGGUCGGUGGGGAACAGAGAACGGGUCUGUGGGGAACAGAGAACGGGUCGGUGGGGAACGGGUCGGUGGGGAACAGAGAACGGGUCGGUGGGGGAGGAACGGGUCGGUGGGGAACAGAGAACGGGUCGGUGGGGAGGAACGGGUCGGUGGGGAACAGAGAACGGGUCGGUGGGAACAGAGAAGUCGGUGGGGAACAGAGAACGGGUCGGUGGGGAACAGAGAACGGGUCGGUGGGGAACGGGUCGGUGGGGAACAGAGAACGGGUCGGUGGGGGAGGAACGGGUCGGUGGGGAACAGAGAACGGGUCGGUGGGGAACAGAGAACGGGUCGGUGGGGGAGGAACGGGUCGGUGGGGAACAGAGAACGGGUCGGUGGGGAACAGAGAACGGGUCGGUGGGGAACAGAGAACGGGUCGGUGGGGAACAGAGAACGGGUCGGUGGGGAACGGGUCGGUGGGGAACAGAGAACGGGUCAGUGGGGAACAGAGAACGGGUCGGUGGGGAACAGAGAACGGGUCGGUGGGGAACGGGUCGGUGGGGAACGGGUCGGUGGGGAACGGGUCGGUGGGGAACAGAGAACGGGUCGGUGGGGAACGGGUCGGUGGCGGCAGAAAUUAUGUCAUCAAAAAUCCAAUCUUGUUCACAUCAUCAACAUCCUGGACCAACUACAUGGACAGGGAUAUAGUUGGUCCCCCAGGGACCCAUCAUGUUUCCAGCUGCGUGGGCCCCAUCAGGGCCAGAGGUGUGUCUCUGUGUGGAGGAUACUGGUACCGCUUUGGUUCUGGAACCAAACUGGAUGUUACAGUACUGGCUGCUGAAACCCAGAGAAACAUAAAACUGAAAAUAGAACGAGAGCAGAAAUCAGCUUCAGGUUCUGUGUCGGUGUUUCUGGAUCCAAACUCAGGUAGAACAGUGAAGAAACCCCAGGUGACGGUGUGUCCGGUGAGAACAGAAGGCCGUGUGGAGGGAGACACGGCUCUGAUGUGUCUGGCCUCGGGGAUGUAUCCCGACCCGGUCCGGAUCUCCUGGAAAAGACAGAAGGGCAGCCAGGAGGAGCCGGCCCCCGCUGAGGAGAAACAGCAGGAGAUCAGCGGGUUAAAAAGUUCUGCCGUCAUCAGGCUGGUUAAAAACGAGACGCUCUACGAUUAUGAAUACAUCUGUGAAGUUCAGCAUGAGGGCGGCAGCGUGAGCAACCAGACACGGUUCCAAGAACUUCCAGAACCUCCAGAACCUCCAGCUCCAACAAAGUCUGGAGCAGCAACAGACGGACCAGCGGCUCCUGCGCCGCCGCCAGCAGCGUCUGUCCGUCCUCAGCUCCCAGUCAGGCUCCCAGUGAGGCUCCCAGUGUCCUUCCAGUCUCGCUGCCGGGUGAAGCUGCUCUGCCUGCUCUACUCGGUGCUGAUAGUGAAGAGUCUGGUUUACUGCAGUGGCCUCUCUCUGCUGAUGGCCCUCAGGAACAAGGGCCCGGCCCCCAGCUGAGCCCUCUGCAGUUUAUCACAUUCAUCAGCUUUAAGAAACAUUGUUCAGGACAAACUGUGGAAUGUACUUUUGAUUUCAUUUUGCUGCAUUUUAUCAUAAUUUUAUUCUCUUUGCUUUUCACUUUUUACAGUGUUGUAGAUUCUACACAUUUAUUCAUUCUGUAUUUCAAUAAACUCAAACAUUUCUUUGUCAUGUUUUAUAACUUUUAACUGACCUGAAUGUAAUGAAAUUAAAACAGCAAUAAAACCAUU